Candidula unifasciata is the source of this 504-nucleotide messenger RNA. NCBI's taxonomy places the organism in Eukaryota, Metazoa, Mollusca, Gastropoda, Stylommatophora, Geomitridae. The record is from the annotation of a GenBank genome assembly.
AUGUCGACGUUUCCCAAAACGAUUAAGAUGUUUUUUGUCACUGUGACAAUUCUUCCACAGAAGGAAGGGCUGGAUCUGCCCCGGUUUCUGCAGAAAUUAACAACUUUACUGGCGGACUACUCCACUGCUACACGAGUUAUCUACAAGUUCAAAGUGUCUGGAGAGUCUAAAAUACUUUCUGUAUUCCAUGUCUCAAACAUCAUUGGCUUUGAGCGAACCAUUGGCGGCCUGUGGCGUAUUGGGGCAGUAGAGGUGGACUGUCAGCCAAUUGUCAGCUAUGAGAGUUUUGCCCGCAGUUUGAAAGUACCUGACCACUUAACCAAGCCCAGUAGCGUUGGCUUGUCUAAGGAGGGAUUGUUUUGGCUGGAGUUUGAUGUUGAAUACAUGGGCAAGACUACUGAUGAAUUGAUUGCUGUUUGGCGGAAAGAGGCUGAAGCAGUGUUGACGGCCAGGCACAAAGAAGGAACUUCAAUAGAACUCUAUAAAUCAGUUGCACAAAGGAAG